This is a messenger RNA of Harpegnathos saltator (Jerdon's jumping ant), 963 nucleotides long. RefSeq names its product chromatin remodeling complex subunit BCL7B-like protein (gene BCL7-like). Lineage: Eukaryota; Metazoa; Arthropoda; Insecta; Hymenoptera; Formicidae. The coding region runs from base 299 to 691 and encodes 130 amino acids. The transcript is spliced from 5 exons. The record is from RefSeq and is a predicted model, not a curated record.
AUAACAAGUUAAGGAUAAUUGACUUAGAUGUCAAUUGAACGUGACUUGAAGACAUUGAGAAAAUAAUUUAUUCGGUAAAAAAGUAAAAGAUCAGUCGGGUCAUUUAUACAAACGUGCGAGAUCACGAUGUCAUUGUGUCAGUGUAUAUACGAGCGGUAUGAGGGAUCCGGGAUCCGUAUCCCCCUGUCACUUUCUUAACCUCUCCACUGCUCGCGUUCUACGAAUGUCCCGGUGUUUUUGGUGCGGUGACUGGUGCAAUAAUCGAUUAACGGUGAUUUAAUCGGGCGAGAACAAUAAUAUGAUGUCGCGGUCAGUGCGCGCAGAGACUCGUAGUCGUGCCAAGGAUGAUAUUAAACGAGUUAUGCAAGUAGUUGAUAAAGUUCGUCACUGGGAAAAAAAAUGGGUUACUAUAGGAGAAACAACUAUGAAAAUUUACAAAUGGGUUCCAAUCUCAACACUUGAUCAGAAGAAAAAAGGAAAGACAGUUUCUGAUAAAGAAAAUGGUUUAUCAAGAAAAGGAGGAAUAGAUUCUUCAAAUUCUAACUUUGGUCUAACUGAGGAUUCCAAUACAUGUUUCUCCACUGUCAGUGAUUCUCAAGGGUUGACAGACUUCUCUGCCCAUUUGGGAUUUUCAGAAGACUCAAAUUCACAAAAUAGUGAGCCUACACCUAAGAGAUUGAAGACUGACUAAUGUUCAAUCUAAUACUGACAUCGCUAUUGUAUGAAGAUCGACACAUUUAGGAAUUGCUAUUUCUUUUGUGAAUUUGCACUUGAAUGCAAUCGACGCUAGUUUCGACCUCCAUCGGAGCAUUGUUACCGCCCAAGUCCGUGCGCACCCAUCCUGGAUGUAAACACGUUACCAAGAUUCCGUCGGCUUUUAGAUCGAUGCUCAUUGACUUGGUUGCUGCGUUAAGUGCGGCCUGUGAUUCCAAAUGAAAUUACAUAAAAUAUUUACUUUGAGAA